GGCAGGGGUGGGGGAGGGCCUGGCUGGGGUGAGGCUUCAGACCGGCGCCUACGCCACCGCAGGCAGCCUCCUGCACUCCGGGGUCACCGUCCUGCCCACCCUCGUGCAGAAUGGCCCGUCGGUCGCCCCUCGUGUGCCUCCUCAUGGUGACAGCCUGCCUCUCCCUCCCCCCCGCCGCCGCCGCCGCCUCCUCCAGGGGUCGGCGGCAGGCAGGGCAGGCCGGAGUCGACUACCCGACCUACUCUGAGGUGCCGCCGGGCCUGUCCUUCACCUGCGGCGACAAGGUGCCGGGCUACUACGCCGACCCCGAGGCGCAGUGCCAGGUGUGGCACUGGUGCGUACCCGGGGGCUCCAAGUACUCCUUCCUGUGCCCCAACCAGACGCUCUUCAACCAGGUGUACAGGGUGUGUGACUGGUGGUUCAACGUGGACUGCGCCGACUCUCCGUCAUCCUACACCAUCAAUGAGGACCUUUACCGCGUGUCUGAGGAUGCGUCCCUCGGUAGAGAGCUCCUGCGAGAAGAGGAGGGAGGGGACAGUGUGGUGGAGGAGUCUCAGGUGGUGGAGGAGGAGGUGGCAGUGGUGACAGAGCAAGAGCUUCUACAGCAACAAGAACAGGAAGAACAGGAACAGCCACAACCAACACAGGAAGAGCAACAGCAGCAACCACAGCCAGAGCCACAACAGCAACAGGAACAGGAGCAACAGCAAGAGGAGAUGACAACCAGCGAUAACCAGGCGUAGGGACAUGUUAGGAAUAGUUUUUUUGUUACUUGUAUACUCAUGUUGCGGUGUUGUUACUCAGCGUUAUGGAGCCGAGCCGUGAGUUUGGCGAAGAAAACAUUUGUUACUCUUCCACCUGUGUCACCAAUCAGCCACGCGAGGACAUGUUAUCCCUGCCGUGCUCUGAUUGGGCGAACAGGAAGCAAUCAUUUCCCCGCUGAAUACAGGACAGGGUUCGGGUGAUAGCACGGGUGGGGGACGUCAUGAAGACUGCACUUAUACCAAAUGAGUCAAGUUGAAUCAAUGAACAGUGAGUCUUGGCCCUAUCUGACGCCUCAUUCAAAGGGACAUUAUCUUGCAUCGACACUUACACAAAUCAUUCACACCAGGGGUUGUCUCAAGUUGACCUGACUUGGCCCAGCUCAACUCUCCUGAAGUGAAUAGUUUGUGGGAUUCCAUACACUACAAUGUCUCUAGAAUGGUACGUCACAUUGACCCAAGAAUUAUUGUGAACUGAAUUGACUGGACUUGUGUGUAAAUACAUGCAAAGAGGCAAGGGCUUUGGGUACUAUGAUUACUGGUUGACGGGAAAAAGUGGUACUAAUGCAACUAUCAUGAUCUAGUGGGGGAUAAAGGGAAAUUCCUACUCUUGUCUCUGCAGUAUACAUUUAAAUGGGGAUGAUGAAGCAAAGUACAAAACAGUAAAAUCAAUAGGGCUGUGUGUGGUCACUGUUAUCAAUACUGUUCACCUGAUUUUCCUCAUUCUGGGGAGUUUGCCUAUCUGUAUGCACCUUUUAAUCACCAUGUUUGUAUAAAGGAAAAAUUACUCAAAAAAAUUAACCUUAAGUAUAAAAUUAAAAUAUUGCCAAAAAAAACUUGAUAAUUAAACUUUGUGACUCACUUUUUUCCAUCCAUAUUUUUCUGAGUGCCUUUUCUUCCUGGCACGAGUAUUAUCUAGAGGUGUGCGUACAUACUGGCAAACAAACCCUGAGUAGAAAAUGACAGGUAAUACAUCGGCAGGUGAGCUCUGAAAAAUAAGAACAGGCUCAGCAAAUAGCAUAAUUAGACUGUGCUCCUGAGAUUUUUUUUUCUCUCGCUGUCAGGAGGAUUGAAACGUGUCGGCGCUUGUAUCUUUUAUUAAGGAACUAUCAACAUUAUCUUUGUAUCCACAUGAAGAAUCUCUCCUGAUGAUGAUAGAAAAAAAAAUAAAAUAAAGCCAAACUAAGAAGCAACUGUACAGUCCACCUAACACAAUCUGUACAAUAAUAAUUAUCUGGGUAUAAAAGGAAAAAAAUUAAGCACCAAUGAGUAGAUUACGAAGAACAUUUUUAUCAUAAGAACGUAACACAGUGCUGAGCAAUCCAACGUGACCACGACAUGCUUCCUCUCCGCUCCACUUGGCUCCCUUGACGGUCCUUCUCGCCACAGUCCUGGGUGAAGAUCUACAUUGCCACGGCAGUAGUAACGGCUUCCUAUGACACAAUUACGGGCCUCUUAACUCUCUGGUAUCGUUAAUUUUUCUCAACACAAUUUAGGAACAUGGUUCACAGAUAUUUCCAAAUCAGCAUGACACUAACAUCAGGUUUCUAUGAAUUUUUAGGAUCAUUUUGUGUUUAGUCCACAAAAUUACUUCAAUGGAUUUCAUUAAAAUUUGUAUUAACUUGGCAGUCACAACAGACUCCUGGAAGGUCUUAGCAUCAUCCUUUAUCGAAGUCUCAAAAGGUCCUAUGGUCUCUGGGCAUCCUUUCCAGUUGUUUUCCUUUAAUAUAACAAACUAAUGUGGUGAAGUCACUACUGAAAAGCUUGGGACUGGUUUCCAUAUCCUCUGAAUAAAUUAGAUCAAACGUCUUCUUAGGUCAUGUCCCUUAGACAAUUUUCAGGCCAAUUUGAAUGUAACAGAAUAGAAUAUUCUAAAAACAUUCACUUUUCACAGAGCCUGUUUUGGUUCUGUCUUGCUCCCCACAAAUGGUAAGCCAAACCUUCUGCAAAUCAGCACUAUUUAUCUUAUUUUUCCUUCAUCAUCAAACACUUAAAGAAAUACUUCACUUACAUAAAUCAUGUCUUGCUUCUGAGGCUAUUUUCUCUUUUACUGUCUAGCAACAUAAAAAAAAAAAAAUCAUACAAAAUGAUGUAUUGAAUGGUUAUGUAAACCUUCUGUCUGGACUUUUUAAGUGUUGCUCAGGAUGGCUGAUGACCCCUCCCUCUGACAUGUCUUGGGGGUCUAAAGAUCUGUACCCAAAUAAUGGAAACUUGGUCAUGAAGAAAUAUAAGCAUUCUCCUUUCUGUAAUUAUUGUUUUUUCAUAAGUAAGCAAAGCGAUAAUCAUCCUCUUUCAUCCUUCUCCACAUCCUCCCUUUUCUCUCAGUUCUCCUCAGCAGGAGCAGUGCCCAGCCCCCAGUGCCUGAGGCCUUGGCAGCAGGGGCACUGGUGGACUGGGUGCUGGUGAUGCGCCAGCAGCACUAACACACUCCUCUCUAUGUAAAAUAAGGAGACGUGAGCAACAAAGUGCAUAAGUGUCUUUUUACAGUACACAAAACACCAUAUAUUAUGUGUAUAAAAUCGUACAUAUCCGAACACUUACAAAAAAAUUCAAAUAUUGAUUGCAAAGUGAUAAAGUGGUUAAAAGAGGCAAUCAUAUAUGUAUGUAUAGAUUUGAAUUUCAAUAAACUCUUUUUUCAAUGUCUCAUUAGCAUUCACUGCUUAUAAGGCUACUUGCAUAGUUUUUCUCUGGCAAAACUCUUCCUCAAAUCAAAUAUGUAAAUGCCUGGUAAAGAUACUCAUUCUCUACAAAGACAAAUACCUCUUUUUCUUUCUCAUACAUGCACUCACACACAAACACACACACAUGGGAGGCAAGGUAUCAUGCAUCGGGUCAAUUCCCAUUGACAAGUUGUGGUAUUCUGCUCCUCUGCCUGCUUGCUGCUAAUGGUCAAGUCUGCCACCACCACCACAAUGCAAACACUUCAGCAGUGAUUGUUGGACUCGUCACCACCACAAGAUAGUAUUGACAGUGACAUCCUACACAGCGCAGUGUUUGCCAGAUGAAAUAAUAUCACAGCAAUCAACAUGACAAUAUGACACUGAAUAUUUACCCUUCUAUGACUGUCUUAAGAGGGACACCACUGAGAAUCUUAAUCAAUGCAGGAAACUUAACAGGAGUAUUGAACUCACUCUGGGUGGCAGGACCAUCACACAACACUAAGUGUGACUGUUGGCAACGUUUCCUACCAGACAGUCAGUAAGUGCAAUGCAACGCAGCAUAACACCCUGCUACUGAGCUGCUGCAGAUGCCAAAUUUAAUGUAAAGCACAACUGGUCCAAAUCAUGAAGACCACUAAUAAGUCUGUCGCAAGUUCGUAACACGUAACGAGUCCAUCAAAAUCAACAAAUGGCAAGUUCAUUUCUUCGGGGCAUAUGUGUUUCAUGAUUAGCUUAAAAGAUCUUAACACGGUAGUAACUGAUGGAUGACUAUUUACACAGUCACCACUAACACACUCACUGCUUACAUGCUACAGAGGACAGGCUUGUACUGGACCAAAGUGUGGCGAAGUGAACACAGUAAUACCAAACACGAGAGUUAAUCUGCCUGCAUCAUUCAACAACACGUAGAAUUUACAAUGAGAUUAAAUACAACAGGAUGUCUUCUCUAUCUAGAUAAUUACUAAUUCUCACAUAUCAACUGACAUCAUAUAUAUAUCUCUUAUCUACAGCCAACAGGACUUGAGUACCACAAAAUGGAAGAUAGAGGCUACAUAUAUAAACAAACCUGAGAUGAUAGUUGCAUUUGACUAGGACCACAACCCUCAGAGCCGGGUAUGUGCUGCUCUCGGCCUGUGUCUCCUCAUCCCCAUGCACACCAAGCCUAUGCAUAGAUACCCAAGCUGUGAGUGAGAUGGAGAACCAACCGUGUCCUGCCAUGCCAUGCCACCCGCUGUCACUGAGCCAUGCCAAACAAUCUAUUCAAACCCUGGAAAUCAAGAGGGUGGCCACUGAUCUUUGGUGAAUUCUGAACAUGUCAUACUAAUAUUUCAAGCUUGAGAGACUCCAUGAUACAUAAAUACACCACUACAGGCAGUACUACGCUAUACGGCUUCCCACGUUGUAUGAUGGAGUGGAAAGCUGAUAACUGAUUUAACUAUGCACUGUACAAAAAUAGUAAAUUUGAGAAGUUUAUGAAAAGCAAAGUCGCAAGAUACAGCAACACUACUAUACUGUAAGACCCAAAAUGAUGCACUCACUCACUCUUAUCCUCUCUCUCUCUCUCUCUCAACUGUACCCUAAAACCAAAAACAGUAAUUGCGUGUGCUCUCUCUCUCUCUCUCUCUCUCUCUCUCUCUCUCUCUCUCUCUCUCUCUUCCCUUUGCCUGUCCUGUACCUCCAAGCUGCUUCAUCUCAACAGACAGACAUGGACAACACACUGAGGCACACUAUUCAUGAUCCUGUAAAGUCCUCACAUUUUGGAUUCUUUGGCAUGUAAAAUCAAUAACCUGAUGUGAUGAGACAUAUUUCCCUCCCCAAAAAAUGCAUCAGUAGUUUGAAUUUAAUCCAGUGACUAAGUUUACCCAAUUAAGGCUAUUAUUUUUUUCAGACACUGUCACAAUAAAGCAGUGUUACUUUUCAAAACAUUAAACUCCCAAGAUAUGAGUCAGCUAAAGCCUUGCUCAUGUCUUACACACUUAUUCAGGCAGACACUGGCGGACGCACACACGCACACACAGACACACACACAUGGAAGGAAGGAGGGGGGCUGACAGGACACCGAGACACUAAGGUCCUGCAUCAAAUGUUUAGAGGAAGAUGAAAGGCCUUGGAGAAAUAAGUAAAACACAUGAACUACGGGGCAACUUUCAAAAUACACAAACUGAAAUGACGAAAGACCUUGGAGAAAUAAGAGUAAAAUACAUGAACUACGGGGCAACUUUCAAAAUACACGAACUGAAAUUACAACAUUGCAAAGAAUGACAAAACACAACUUCCAUUCUAACAAAACACUGAGAGCUGAGAAGACUGUAAGGAGGCAUACGCACAAACACGGUAACCAAAAGAACAGAAAGAACAACAACUUUAAGCAAAACACCAAGAAGAAAAAGAAAACCAAGACAGACUAUUUAAGAGAACAAAAACUCUGAAAACACUAGGAUGAAUGAGUUGAGUAAUUCUUGAGGGCGAAGAAACAUCCUUCAUCAUUUGGCGCUGCAGAAGAGCAAAAAGAAUUGAAAACACAAACUACAACAAGAACAAAAUCUACCAUAACACUUGACAGAAUGAGAUAACUUGGCUAAGAUAGAGUUAGAACAGCACAAUGGGAAUGAAAGCCCUUCAGUGAACCAUCCAAUGAACUGGAGACAGAAUGAAGGAAUGACUGAAAGAUGUACCUUGGCGCUGCACCGACUAGGGUCACACGUGCUGGAGACACAAGAAGACUGACUAGGUUUCUUGGGAGGAUCAGAACAAGGAACAGCAUCACCUACUGGUCACAUUCCCAUAUGGCAUUCAUGAGGGACAAUAAAUUCACCUCUUUUUAUCGAACCUCUGAAAACGCUACACCAGGAUAAACAUCUCUUCUGAUUCCCUCGCCCCCCUCUGACUAACCUUUGCUACCUUGACUUUGGACACUCUACCAUCCUCUUCAGUGUUGAAAAUGAAUGUGAGAUGAUGAAUUUAAUUAAGCUAAGCAAUAAAGACCAUGUUGUGUAAAAUCAUAAGGCUGUAAUAGGGUAAAUUGUAUGAGAGGAGGAGCAAUGUUGUGUUAGUAUUGAGAGGGUUGGGAGUAGACAAGCAGAUUAGAGAUUGGGUGUAAAGUUAUGAAAGUGGGGAUCAUGGUGAAUUCCAGAUGACGCUAAGCAUUCAAACCCUGCCAAGUGUACAGACAUCCACAGCCAAUUCCAGCUAGGAGAAGUUAGGAAACAAUUCAGAUGAAGUGAAGCAAAGUGCCUGGAGCCUUUUAUAAAAUAGACUUAAUAAUUAAAUAAAAAAUAAGUAGUGGUGUUCCAAGUAUACAAAAUAAUGCUAUUCAGAGCUUCUUAGCGAUACUUGUCAUGGUAUUCAUAGUUUAGGAGCUCGCCAUGCUUCUGCUUUCAUACACGGUGAGAGAAACCUUAUGAUACUGAAACAACCAGGAACAUAAACCCUUGUCAAAUAAUGCCCCACACCAGGCUACGGAAAACCCACCUGCCACCCUCCAUACCAAGACGUGCAAAUGAGCAACAUAGCAGAAACAUAAAUCACAUGCAAGAAUGUAAUUUAUCUCUAAAAAAAAAAUGCCGUGGAUGAUUAGUUGUGCCCUUAAUUGCAAAAAACAGGUGCUGGGGAAGUGUUUGAAACCCAGAAUAUGGGGAUCAUGCACACACACACACACACACACACACACACACACACACACACACACAC
Messenger RNA from Eriocheir sinensis (Chinese mitten crab), 7111 nucleotides. RefSeq lists its product as uncharacterized. The transcript is spliced from 5 exons. Gene Ontology annotation, cellular component: extracellular region. The record is from RefSeq and is a predicted model, not a curated record. The coding region runs from base 111 to 743 and encodes 210 amino acids. Gene Ontology annotation, molecular function: chitin binding. NCBI's taxonomy places the organism in Eukaryota, Metazoa, Arthropoda, Malacostraca, Decapoda, Varunidae.